Molecule: messenger RNA, 1758 nt
Organism: Acanthisitta chloris (rifleman)
Lineage: Eukaryota; Metazoa; Chordata; Aves; Passeriformes; Acanthisittidae
Gene: PTGS2
Product: prostaglandin-endoperoxide synthase 2 (prostaglandin G/H synthase and cyclooxygenase)
Exons: 9
Coding region: 43-1758 (571 amino acids)
Biological process (GO): response to oxidative stress; cyclooxygenase pathway
Cellular component (GO): cytoplasm; neuron projection
Molecular function (GO): heme binding; oxidoreductase activity, acting on single donors with incorporation of molecular oxygen, incorporation of two atoms of oxygen; prostaglandin-endoperoxide synthase activity
Source: RefSeq, a predicted model, not a curated record
AACCCUUGCUGCUCAAACCCCUGCCAGAACAGGGGGGUGUGCAUGACUGCAGGAUUUGAUCGGUACCAGUGCGACUGUACGAGGACAGGAUACUACGGGGAAAACUGCACCACACCGGAAUUCUUCACGUGGCUGAAGCUAACACUGAGACCUUCACCAAAUACUGUUCACUACAUCCUCACCCACUUCCAGGGAGCCUGGAACAUCAUAAACAACAUUCCCUUCUUGCGCGAUGCUAUUAUGAGAUACGUACUAACGUCAAGAUCACACUUGAUUGACAGCCCACCAACUUACAACAGUGACUACAGUUACAAGAGCUGGGAAGCUUACUCCAAUCUUUCCUAUUAUACAAGAAGCCUCCCACCAGUAGCGCUUGACUGCCCAACACCGAUGGGUGUUAAAGGUAAGAAAGAACUCCCAGAUUCAAAGGUGAUCGUGGAGAAGUUUUUGCUAAGGAAAAAAUUCAUUCCUGACCCCCAAGGCACAAAUGUGAUGUUCACGUUCUUUGCCCAACACUUCACUCAUCAGUUCUUCAAGACAGACCACAAGAAGGGACCUGGCUUCACCAAGGCUCUGGGCCACGGGGUUGACUUGAACCACAUUUAUGGAGAGACUCUGGAGAGGCAACUUAAACUGAGACUUCGGAAGGAUGGAAAGCUAAAAUACCAGAUGAUUGAUGGAGAAAUGUACCCUCCGACGGUGAAGGACACACAGGCAGAGAUGCUGUACCCUCCCCACGUCCCCGAGCACCUGCAGUUUUCUGUGGGGCAGGAGGUGUUUGGUUUGGUCCCAGGCCUGAUGAUGUACGCCACGAUCUGGCUGAGGGAACACAACCGUGUCUGUGACGUCCUGAAAAAGGUGCAUCCGGAAUGGGAUGAUGAGCAGCUCUUCCAAACUGCUAGACUCAUACUGAUAGGAGAGACAAUCAAGAUCGUUAUUGAGGACUAUGUGCAACACUUGAGUGGUUACCACUUCAAGCUCAAGUUUGACCCUGAGCUGCUAUUCAACCAGCGGUUCCAGUACCAGAACCGUAUCGCAGCCGAGUUCAAUACCCUGUACCACUGGCACCCGCUUCUGCCCGACACUUUCCAGAUCCAUGACCAGGAGUACACCUUCCAGCAGUUCCUCUACAACAACUCCAUAAUGCUGGAGCAUGGCCUUUCCCAUAUGGUGAAGUCUUUCUCCAAGCAAAGGGCUGGCAGGGUUGCUGGUGGGAAGAAUGUUCCUGCUGCAGUACAGAAAGUGGCAAAGGCUUCGAUUGACCAGAGCAGGCAAAUGAGAUACCAGUCCUUGAACGAGUACAGGAAACGCUUCAUGCUGAAACCAUUCAGAUCGUUUGAAGAACUCACAGGAGAAAAAGAGAUGGCAGCUGAGCUGGAGGAGCUUUACGGAGACAUCGACGCCAUGGAGCUGUACCCAGGCCUGCUCGUGGAGAAGCCGCGCCCAGGUGCCAUCUUCGGAGAAACGAUGGUGGAGAUCGGAGCGCCGUUCUCCCUGAAGGGCCUGAUGGGCAAUGCCAUCUGCUCCCCCGAGUACUGGAAGCCCAGCACCUUCGGCGGGGACGUGGGCUUCGACAUCGUCAACUCCGCCUCCCUGCAGAAGCUCAUCUGCAACAACGUCCAGGGCUGUCCCUUCACUGCCUUCCACAUCCUGAGCCCUGAACCCACAGAGGCCACUAUUAACGUUAGUACCUCGAAAACAGCAAUGGAAGAUAUCAACCCCACGCUACUACUGAAAGAGCGGUCUGCCGAGUUGUAG